Molecule: messenger RNA, 2967 nt
Organism: Dacryopinax primogenitus
Lineage: Eukaryota; Fungi; Basidiomycota; Dacrymycetes; Dacrymycetales; Dacrymycetaceae
Exons: 5
Coding region: 1-2967 (988 amino acids)
Molecular function (GO): protein binding
Source: RefSeq, a predicted model, not a curated record
AUGUCAGUCCCCUCCUCCUCCACUCUGGUCGUCUUUCUCGUGCAGGAGCAUAUCGACAAGGCCGUUUCAGCAUCUGAGGAUAAUGGAGAAACGAUCGAUUUAUCUCAGAGGGGGUUCAACGCUAUCAGCGAUGAGGGUGUUGGGUUGCUGAGACGGGCAGGAGGAGGAGACGAGGAGGAGGGAGGAAAGGUCAAGAGAAUCGCAAUGACGCACGUUGCCCUGCGUGAAUUGCCAAUAUCAUUUAGUACCCUCAUGCGGUUAAGGUACCUGAACAUGCGGGGUAACUUGUUCACUACAUUCCCGGAAGUGUUGACUAGUAUGCCCUCUUUGGAAAUUCUAGACAUCAGUCGGAACAAGAUCAAACGGCUCCCGGUCCAGCCGGGAAACCUCGUGCAUCUUCGUGUUCUCUGCAUGUCAAAAAAUCGCCUACAACGGCUGCCACGAUAUCUCACAUACUUCAGCUGUCUCAAAAUUCUGAAGGUUGACUCCAACCCAAUUGUGUGGCCUCCAGCAGAGGUCGUUAACAGCUUGCAAGAUAAUGGCGACAUGGAGGAUUGGAUUGCGGAGGUCAAACAAUGGAUGGAAGAAAACGGACCUGACGAGGCAGAACGUGUCCCUACCGGUAGACUGAACACACGAACCGACGAUGUCCUGGAGGCAUCCAUGCUCGAGAGGACUGCCUCAGAAAUGUCCAUGUCGAUGACGACUGAUACACACCGUUUUAUGUUCUCGCCCUCAGCCCCUCACACCCGAAAUGCAUCGGAAGAGUCGACUCUGUCAUUCAGCAUCGGUUCUGAAACUACUUCAAGACCAUCACCGCGACCACCUCCGCUCAGGCUUCCUGCGAUUCAUUCUGCACGCAGCAGCCCCUCCGGCACGCCAGAUGUCUCAACCCAAAACCUGUCAGGGUACGAUUUCGCUCUUACGCCACCUGCCAGUGCACUCCCUCAACUGCAUGGACGUGGUCAGUCAUACUCCGUUGGAAGGCGACCAAGAGCACAGACUCUCGGCGCCAAGAAAAGCCUGCCUGAGCUGCGUACUAACAACUACGGCUUUCCCUCCAGUCUGCUUCAGUCAACCCGCUCCCGCACCAAAGGGGUAACGGGCGACACACCCGCUGUUCCUGUCCCUCGUCUCAAAUCUACGUCACCCCUCGCAACACCAGAGGCGCGCUUUGGCAUCCCUGGAGAGCUGUCGAGCUCAGCCGUACGAUCGGGUGCCAAUGCGCCAUGCCUUGCUCUGGAGAAGAACUCGUAUUUCAGACGAUUGUCCACUCUCCCGCCGUUAAGAACGUCUCGCACUGUGCCUGACUCGUUACUCAAAGUCAUGGAUGGAGUUCGAACUAUCCUCAGCGCAGCUGAACAGAUCUACGACUCACUCCGACAUUACACAGUCUACGCUAUCGAUGAUCGGCUCGCCGGUAUGCUCGUGCGGGUACUCGAACCUGCUGGCGCAUAUAUCGGGCGUCUCAUCAAUGCGUUGGACCGAUUCGAUUCCGUGUCCAGGAAAGGACUUCCACAAGUGCCCGUUUGUCGAGACGUGCUCAAGUCGUGUCAAGAUACAUUAGCCCUUUUCGGCAGACUGACGAUCGUACUACAAGCCCAGCUUAAGGUGUUAGCCGGCACAGAUGAUGUUCGCUUCACGCGCAAGCUCAAUCUGUUGCUCUAUGGCGCAGCGGGGGAAGUGUCAUACGCGUGGCAAGAGAUGAGCCCGUAUCUGCAGGAUAUCAAGGCGUAUCUGCAAACAGGCUCCGAAACGCACUUAAGCAAAGCACACGCUCGCGAUGGCCCCAUGACACCUGUCAUCGAGCAAGGAGAGAUGGGAGAUCCUACGGUCACACCGCAUGCCGACAGGUCUUUUACCUCCACGAGCCACACUCCGAACCCCCCAUCCAUCCAAGCACGGCGCGCACGACGACAUGGCGGAUCAUACAGUCAGAAAGAUGUAGAGCUCGGUAAAGCAUUGCCGUCAGCAGGGCUUAUUCCAUCACCCGAUACGCCAAACUGGCCAACAUCUGCAAAUCAACCCCCAGCAUUACGCUCCGCCUUGCGCCAUGCUGCACAGGCCCACUCUCCCAGCCCGGUUGGCAUGACAUCUCCCCUCCUCUGGGCCAGCACGCAAGCACCCCAUUCUGCGUCCCAUCAUUCGCGAAGAGAGUCCGACGAGUCAUCCGGACACACCACCUCGCCUCCCAUGAACGGCGCUCGACCUACGCGACCCAUCCUGACACCAUCAAAUUCGUCUGCCUUCCUGUCACAUCACUUGCAGACCCCAUCCCCACUCCCUCGCUCACCUUUGCCUCUCCCACCAGAUUCUGCUCAGCUGUUUGAUGGCGCACUGCUCAGUAUGAUGGACUCUGCGACCGAGACCGCCAACAACGUAUGGGCGAUGCUUGCGGAGCUUCUUAACAAUUUGGCUGAGCCGAGGCGAGACAUCCGAGCUGCUCUGAGCAAGGCAGAGCAUGCGACCGAAAAAGUGAGAGAGGACCUGGAGGCGGUGAGGCAGGAUCCUUCACCUGCGGCACGGAAAGCGCUUGGAGACGCAGCACACCAGUUCGCCAAGUCUGUUGCCCAGCUUCUCACCCUCAUACGAGCGUACGAUGCCCAGAAAGCGCUCCCUAGUGAGCUGCGUAGUGGGGUCAGCCGGUUGACACACGCCACUAAGAACUUCACGGUCUUCUUCCAAGCGACCUCCUUUGCCCCACGUUUGCGCGCUCUCUCCCCCGCUGGCGGUGACGAGGAGAGUCAUCGUAUGCCAAUGCUAUCACAGGGAUUGACUCCCCGGGGCACCCCCACCAGCCUGCUACGGAGUAGAAGCGACGUGGCGACUCCGAGCAAGCCUAGUUUGAGCAAAAGCGUUCGUGACGCUCCGUGGAGCGCACAACCUCAACAAACCUUCCAGAUCCCGCCUGUACCACCGAGGCAGGUGGAGUCUGCUACCCGGCCUACGUUCGAGGCAUUGACCUGA